GAUUCGUAUUGUUUCGAUUUCAUUCCAAAUAUUCCAAUAGUUUGCAGGAAUAAAUAAUUAAAUAAAUAUUUUACUCAGUAGUGCUGUCGCAAUAUAAUUAGUAGCUGAAUUUUGAGGUAGAUAAUGUACUCGAGCUUAUUCCUUAUUACUGCUGUAUGGUGAAUGAAGUAAACAAAUCGAGAACAUAGCAGACGUCCUGAAAAAGAACAACUCCCACUUUAGUCAAUAUGACUUCGAUUUUGGAUCAGUACGAGCAAGCUUCGCAGGGUUCCCAGCGACCCAAGCCCAUCUCCGAGCCUAUGGUAUCUUCAGGGUACAUAAACAUGCAACUGGAAGAUACUACUCCUAUGUUUUCCAAGAAUAAAAUGAUUCUGAAAAAUCUGUCGGAUUUGAUAACUCACGCUGCUGUUUCGAACGAUUAUCUGGUGCUGGCGAUGGCUAAUGGGAAUCUAUUUCGGCUCAAUUUGAAGAAACCUGACUGUGGGCAAGAAAUCCAAUACUCUAAAUUCGUCCAACCAAACUCCAAACUGACAGGCAUGUUCCUAGAUCCGCUCGGCCACCACCUGCUAAUGUCAUUUACUUCAAAAAAGAAAGAUGGCUACCCUGAGCUGAUAUACUUGCAUCAGAACAGCACUAAGUCUAAACUCGUAAGCAAGUCUAAGAACUAUGAAGUGACGGAAGUUGGUUGGAACUGGGAGAAUACUUCUGAGAUGAAUACGGGACCGAUACUGUUAGGCACGUCGCAGGGACAUAUCAUUGAGACUGAACUGGAGGCUGAUAGUGACAAAAUGUUCACCGCAAGCCAUUUGUAUUGGAGUGAGCUGCCCAAUUAUCUUCCUCUGUAUGGAAACAAGGAAAUUGAUGGUUUGAUCUUUGACAUUGGCAGAGGGGCUGACAUGCCAAUAACUGGAAUCCAGUUCCAUAGAGUGAACAAAACGAGCAAAUACUUCAUUUUCAUCACCACUCCUACUAGACUAUACCAGUUUAUGGGCCAUGCCACCAUGAAGGAUGACAAACCAUCUCUACAGUCAAUUUUCUAUGCAUACUUAACCAUUCCUGAAACGGGAUUCCAGGAGAUCCUAUCUAGUUUGAAGUAUUCAAAGCUUCAAUUCUUUGAUAAGGGUGGAGUGCCCAAAACAUUUGCCUGGUUGACUGAACCUGGAAUAUUUUAUGGACAGUUGGACCCGAGUUCCCAGCAGAAUUCCAACUCGCUGUUCACCCAAGGCACUUUAAUCAGCUACCCAGGGGACGGAGACGAACAAGAAAAUGCUCCCCUCUCCUUCGUACUCACAGAGUUCCAUGUACUUCUCAUGUACUCCGACAGGGUCAAAGUAGUUUCCCUCAUCAGCCAAGAAUUGGUCUUCGAAGAUAAAUACUCCGAAGCCCAUGGGAAACUCAAAAAUAUUGUUAGGGACACCAAAAAGAGGACCAUAUGGGCUAUAACGGACAAAUCGGUGUUCAGAUACAAAGUUAUUCGCGAAGAACGGAAUCUAUGGGUCAUAUAUUCUGACAAGGAACAGUUUGAACUAGCCAAAGAGUAUUGUUAUAACAAUCCGGCCUACAUAGACGUUAUAAACGUCAAACACGCUGAACUUCUAUACAAUAAGGGAGAAUAUGAAAAGAGCGCGGAAAUUUUUGCCGAAACCCAAAAGAGUUUCGAAGCAAUAUGCCUGAAGUUUUUGGAGCUAGAACAAAUAAAUGCUCUGAAGGUUUAUUUGGGAAAAAGAUUGGAAGCCUUAAAAGAUGAUGACAAAACAUUGAUAUCUAUGUUAGUUAUUUGGAUGACGGAACUGUAUUUAUCACAGUUAGGUGUGCUCCGUCGUACAGGAAAGCAGGAUUCUGAAGAAUACCACCAAAUACAGAGUAACUUCGAAGUAUUUUUACUGCAUCCCAAAGUCUCCAAAUGUAUGCAGCACGUCAAAUCUGUGGUUUACGACCUCAUGGCUUCUCACGGCGACAAACAGAACUUAAUCAAACUUACAAUCAUUAACGAGGAUUACGAAAAUGUUGUAGCUCAAUACAUAUAUAAGAAGUCAUAUGCAGAAGCGAUACAGACAUUAAAAACGUUAAAAAGGCCGGAGUUGUUUUACCAAUUCGCUCCGGUCCUCAUGGAAGAAUCGCCGAAGCAUACAGUGCACGCUUUAAUUUCUCAAGGAGCGAGCCUAAGUCCUUCCAAACUAUUGCCAGCCUUUCUAUCUUGUAAGAAUGAUGAAGCUCAUGUUUCGGAAAUAAUACUUUACCUGGAGUUUAUACUGCAGCAUUACAAUGUAAGGGAUAAGGCCAUACAUAAUUAUUUGCUGACUUUGUACGUGGAACAUGAUCAUGAAUCUCUGAUGAUGUACUUGGCAAGGCAAGGACAAGAUGUUACCAUGGUUAACUAUGAUGUUCAUUAUGCUUUGAGAUUAUGCCGCGAGAAGAAUCUAUCAGAAGCUUGCGUCAAGCUAUCAGCCUUACUCGGCUUGUGGGACUCGGCAGUCGAGCUUGCUUUACAAGUGAGCUUGACUCUUGCCAAGAGUAUUGCUGACAUGCCCGACCAGACGGAGUUGAGGAGACAGCUGUGGCUUAAUAUUGCUGAGAGCGUGAUCACGAAAAACCAAGACAUGCAGGAAGCGAUGACCUUCCUGGAAGAGUGCCCGCUCAUCAAAAUCGAAGACAUUCUGCCUUUCUUCACCGAUGUCGUCACUAUUGACCACUUUAGACAACCUAUCUGCGAUUCCUUACAGGAAAAUAACAACCAAAUAGAAGAAAUGAAAAAUGAAAUGGAGGAAGCCAUAGCGGCUGCUGAAUAUGUUCGUUCAGAAAUCCAGUCGUUCCGCAACCGCAGCGUGACGGUGCUGGUAUCGGACGCGUGCUGCCUGUGCGACAUCGCGCUGCUGCUGCGCCCCUUCUACCUGUUCCCGUGCGGACACAAGUUCCACAGCGACUGUCUCAUGCAGGAGACGCUGCCUACGCUCUCACCAGCCCGCAGAAACAAGCUCUCAGACUUACAACGGCAACUCUCUGUGCUCUCCAACAUUGAGCUUUCCACCGUCACCUCCAACGGCCUUCCACUGCGAGAGAUACUGAGGAACGAGAUCGAUGACAUCAUAGCGAGCGAGUGCAUCUUCUGCGGGGAGUAUAUGAUCAGUUGUAUUGAUAAACCGUUUAUUAGUGAUGAAGAUUGGGACAGGGUUAUGAAGGAAUGGGAGUGAGCUUUUAAGUCACUAAAGUAAGGUUCGUAUUAAAUACCAAGAUUUUUACACCUUUCCAACCAAUAAGUAAGUUGUUGUUUGUAGUAGUAUUUCCAUUAACAAACAAAGUUACUGUAUGUUUUUAUGUGGAAGAAUAACGUCUCUAAUUGGUUUGAGUUGAUUUAAAUAAAGACGCCUUCUUAAACUAGGGCUCCUAUUGUUCAAUCAAAUAACGUAAGCGUCCUGUAAUACGGACCUUAAGUUAUUUGGCUUAGAAAGUAUGGAAAUGCUACAGCGAAGGAUAAUAAUUAAGGUAAUAAUUUCGCAAGUUUAUUUUAUUUUGGACAGACUGAUAUAUUGAUUGAGUAAAGUGAGAUCUAUGUAAUGUAAAAGUGUUGUUUCUAUGUGCUUUGCAUUCUGUGAUAAGUUAUUUUUCUAUCAUAGAAUUCCUAUGUAAGACAAAUUGUUAUGUAAGUAAUAUAUUGUGUAUUAAAUAUAGCUAUAGUAUAUUUUGUAUUAUCCAAAAUGUAGUCAAUAAUAAAAACACUUAUAAACGGA
This is a messenger RNA of Helicoverpa armigera (cotton bollworm), 3728 nucleotides long. RefSeq names its product vacuolar protein sorting-associated protein 18 homolog (gene dor). Bases 228 to 3191 code for a protein of 987 amino acids. Gene Ontology annotation, cellular component: endosome; HOPS complex. Gene Ontology annotation, biological process: organelle fusion; endosome to lysosome transport; lysosome organization. The transcript is spliced from 10 exons. The record is from RefSeq and is a predicted model, not a curated record. Lineage: Eukaryota; Metazoa; Arthropoda; Insecta; Lepidoptera; Noctuidae. Gene Ontology annotation, molecular function: protein-macromolecule adaptor activity.